Molecule: messenger RNA, 1083 nt
Organism: Blastocystis hominis
Lineage: Eukaryota; Bigyra; Opalinata; Blastocystidae
Exons: 4
Coding region: 1-1083 (360 amino acids)
Biological process (GO): peptidyl-arginine methylation
Molecular function (GO): protein-arginine omega-N monomethyltransferase activity
Source: RefSeq, a predicted model, not a curated record
AUGUGUAGUGAAGUCUAUCUUGGAUCGUAUUUGAACAUUGAAACCGGCGAGCUGGCAUGGAAGUAUCUCGAUGAAAAGGAAGAUGUUUUGCAAUCCGUGAUGGGCAUGUCUCAAAUGUCCUCUAUGCUGAAAGAUAAAAGGCGAAAUGAAGCAUACAACAGUGCAAUAUCUGAGUGCAUUCGUGAUUUCAUUCAGCAGCACGGUCGGAAGCCCUACGUUCUCGAUAUUGGCUGUGGAACGGGCCUUCUUUCUCUCCAGGCAGCCCGUGCAGGAGCAGAAAAGGUAUUUGGGUGCGAAAUGUUCCGCAGUUGGGCAGAGAUCGCUGCGAAGAACGUGAUCGAAAACGGGUUCGAAAACGUGAUCACCAUCUUCAACAAGCACAGUUCCGCGCUUACCGUCGAAGAGCUGGGUCAGCGCUGCGAUAUUCUCGUGAGCGAAAUCUUAGACACGGUCCUGCUCGGAGAAGGCGUGCUAAAAGCCGUCCGCGAUGCGAAGAAACGUCUUCUGGUCCCCAACGCGCUCAUCAUCCCCGAAAAAGCCGACGUCUAUGUGGAGCUAGUCCGCUCCCCUCUGUACGCGCUGACCACAGUGCAGGACGCGCUGAAUCGUCGCGAAAAGCUGGUUCCCGACGCUGCUCCUCGCUGUCGAGCCAGCCAAUUAUUCCCCGUUUCCCCUUUUCGUGCGUGUUCCCUAGAUCCACGCCGACCACUGCGCGAUCGAGUCGUGCUCUGCGCGCACUCUCCUCACCACGGUGGAUCUGACCGACGCCUCCAAUCAGCGCCUGCUCACCUGCGCGAUUCCCGUUCGCUCGGCCCCCAACGGCCUUCUCUUCGGCUGGGAUCUCUCCCUCUACCGCGGCCGCCAGCACUACUCCACGCUCGACGUCGCGCCCAGCGACUGGGAGGACCACUGGCUGCAGGCCUUCUGCCCGCUCUACGACCUCGAGGCCGCCGAGCGGACGGUGUUCCUCGUCGCUCUGCUGCGCGACACCAACUGGAGGUUCGACGCCUGCGCGCGGGAGACAGGCAAAUAACGCGCAGUCGCUCUCACUCGCAGAUCUCACGCGCGUCAAGUCGCGAAUGA